Molecule: messenger RNA, 2773 nt
Organism: Williopsis jadinii
Lineage: Eukaryota; Fungi; Ascomycota; Saccharomycetes; Phaffomycetales; Wickerhamomycetaceae
Product: ribonucleoside-diphosphate reductase large subunit
Exons: 1
Coding region: 78-2702 (874 amino acids)
Biological process (GO): deoxyribonucleotide biosynthetic process; DNA replication
Cellular component (GO): ribonucleoside-diphosphate reductase complex
Molecular function (GO): ATP binding; ribonucleoside-diphosphate reductase activity, thioredoxin disulfide as acceptor
Source: RefSeq, a predicted model, not a curated record
UUCCCUCUCCUCUCUUCUCUCUCUUUUGCUGUGAAUAGCAAGCAUACACACACACAGACAACAGACUAAUACUUACGAUGUAUGUUUACAAGAGAGAUGGGCGCAGAGAGCCUGUCAAGUUCGACAAGAUCACGGCGAGAAUCUCGAGACUCUGCUACGGGUUGGACCCACAGCACGUCGAUGCCGUGAAGAUUACACAGAGAAUCAUCUCUGGUGUCUAUGAAGGUGUGACCACCAUCGAGCUCGAUAACUUGGCUGCUGAGACAUGUGCCUAUAUGACCACUGUCCACCCAGACUAUGCUACACUUGCUGCCAGAAUCGCCAUCUCCAACUUGCACAAACAAACCACGAAGCAAUUCAGCGUUGUGAUUGAAGAGUUGUACAACUAUAUCAACCCAAAGACCAAUUUGCACGCGCCAAUGGUGUCUAAGGAGACUUAUGAUAUUGUCCAAGAGUUCAAGGAUGAGUUGAACUCUGCCAUUGUCUACGACAGAGACUUCAACUACAACUACUUUGGUUUCAAGACAUUGGAGAGAUCCUACUUGCUCAGAGUGAACGGCAAAGUUGCCGAGCGUCCACAGCACUUGGUGAUGCGUGUGGCCAUCGGUAUCCACGGUAGAGAUAUGAAGUCCGUGAUUGAAACUUACAACCUGAUGUCUGAACGUUACUUCACACACGCUUCUCCAACUUUGUUCAAUGCUGGUACUCCAAGCCCACAGAUGUCCUCUUGUUUCCUCGUUGCUAUGAAGGAAGACUCCAUCGAAGGUAUCUACGACACCUUGAAGCAAUGUGCCUUGAUCUCUAAGACCGCUGGUGGUAUCGGUUUGCACAUUCACAACAUCAGAAGUACAGGGUCCUACAUCGCUGGUACCAACGGUACCUCUAAUGGUUUGAUUCCUAUGGUCCGUGUCUUUAAUAACACUGCAAGAUACGUCGACCAAGGUGGUAACAAGAGACCAGGUGCAUUUGCCUUGUACCUGGAGCCAUGGCACGCAGAUAUCUUUGAUUUCAUCGAUAUCAGAAAGAACCACGGUAAGGAAGAGAUCAGAGCUCGUGAUUUGUUCCCAGCCUUGUGGAUUCCAGAUCUGUUCAUGAAGCGUGUUGAACAGAACGGUGAAUGGACUUUAUUCUCUCCAAAUGAGGCUACUGGCUUGGCUGAUGCAUAUGGUGAUGAAUUUGAAGCAUUGUAUACAAAGUACGAACAAGAAGGUAAAGGAAGAAAGACUGUGAAGGCUCAAAAGCUCUGGUAUGCGAUCUUGGAGGCACAGACUGAAACUGGUACACCAUUCAUGCUUUAUAAAGAUGCUUGUAACAAAAAGUCCAAUCAGAAGAACUUGGGUAUCAUCAAGUCUUCGAACUUGUGUUGUGAGAUUGUCGAGUACUCUUCUCCAGACGAGGUUGCUGUUUGUAACUUGGCAUCCAUUGCCCUUCCAGCUUUCAUUGAGAAGUCGGUUGAUGGUUUGACCCAAACUUAUAACUUCCAAAAGUUGCACGAUAUUGCCAAGGUGCUUACAAAGAACUUGAACAGAAUCAUCGACAGAAAUUACUACCCAGUUCCAGAAGCUCGUGCUUCUAACAUGAGAAACAGACCAAUUGCCCUUGGUGUCCAAGGCCUUGCGGAUGCCUUCAUGAUGUUACGUAUGCCUUUUGAGUCUGAUGCUGCUAAAGAGUUGAACAUCCAAAUCUUUGAAACUAUCUACCACGGAGCUGUCGAGGCCUCUGUUGAGUUGGCUCAAGCUGAAGGUGCCUACGAAUCCUUCCCAGGCUCUCCAGCUUCUCAGGGCCAAUUGCAAUUUGACCUCUGGGGUCGUAAGCCAACUGACUUGUGGGAUUGGGACUCAUUGAAGGCUGACAUUUCCAAGUAUGGUAUGAGAAACUCUCUUUUGGUUGCACCAAUGCCAACUGCCUCUACAUCUCAAAUCUUGGGUUACAACGAAUGUUUUGAGCCAUACACUUCUAAUAUCUACUCUCGUCGUGUUCUUGCCGGUGAAUUCCAGAUUGUGAACCCAUACUUGCUGCGUGAUUUGGUUGACUUGGGUAUCUGGGAUGACGCAAUGAAGAACCACAUCAUAUCCGACAACGGUUCCAUCCAAAACUUGCCAAACAUUCCAAAGCAAUUGAAGGACUUGUACAAGACCGUAUGGGAAAUCUCUCAAAAGACCAUCAUUGAUAUGGCUGCCGAUCGUGCUGCUUACAUCGACCAAUCUCAAUCUUUGAACAUUCAUAUCAGAGCCCCAACCAUGGGUAAACUCACGUCGAUGCACUUCUACGGCUGGAAGAAGGGCUUGAAGACCGGUAUGUACUACUUGAGAACACAAGCCGCAUCUGCUGCUAUUCAAUUCACAGUCGAUGCCUCUGUCGCUGCCAACGCUGCUUUGAACAAGGUUGACAUGGCGAAGUUGAAGCGUGCCCAGUACAUUGCACCAAACACAUCUCACAUUCCAAGCUCCCGGGAAUCAAGCGUCAGCGCUGCUGAUAUCGACACCACAACCACAUCUGUUGCCUCUCUCACAAUAGAGAAUGACGAUAAGCCACUGCCGGUUCCAGUUCCUGCUGCUGAGCCAAAAGAAGCUGAGCCUGCUGCUGCUGCUGCUGCUGCUGCCUCCACAACCUCUGAUGAGACUGACGCUGACAUCUUCAGUUCAAAGGUCAUUGCGUGUGCCAUCAACAACCCUGAGGCCUGCGAGAUGUGUUCCGGCUGAUCACAACACGCUGCUUCUGGAGGGUUCUUUCGUUAACGGUUUUGUUCUUAAUAGAUGAAUUUGCUUUAUAU